AUGUUUUUGCUUUCUCUCUAUUUUUUUCUUUGCUUUUGCGUCAUUGACCGUCUUUUUCGUUUUCUUUCUUUCUUUCUUUCUUUCUUUCUUAUUCCAUUACCUUCUCCUUUAUUUCUUAUUUAUUUCCUCUUUUUCCUGUUCGCCCCCGCUUCCGUUCCUCUUUCUUUCUUUCUUUCUUUCUUUCUUUCUUUCUUUCUUUCUUUCUUUCUUAUUCCAUUACCUUCUCCUUUAUUUCUUAUUUAUUUCCUCUUUUUCCUGUUCACCCCCUUCCGUUCCUCUUUCUUUCUUUCUUUCUUUCUUUCUUUCUUUCUUUCUUUCUUUCUUUCUUUCUUUCUUUCUUAUUCCAUUACCUUCUCCUUUAUUUCUUAUUUAUUUCCUCUUUUUCCUGUUCGCCCCCGCUUCCGUUCCUCUUUCUUUCUUUUCUUUCUUUCUUUCUUUUCUUUCUUUCUUUCUUUUUUCUUAUUCCAUUACCUUCUCCUUUAUUUCUUAUUUAUUUCCUCUUUUCCUGUUGUUCGCCCCCUUCCUUUUUUUUUUACCUUCUUUCUUAUUUAUUUUCUUUUCCUGUUUUUUCUUUCUUUCUUUUUUCUUUUUCUUUCUUUCUUUCUUAUUCCAUUACCUUCUCCUUUAUUUCUUAUUUAUUUCCUCUUUUCCUGUUCGCCCCCCUUUUUUUUUCUUUUUCUUUUUUCUUUCUUUUUUUUUCUUUCUUUUCAUUUUCUCCUUUAUUUUUAUUUAUUUUCUUUUUCGUCACAUUUCCCCUAA
Molecule: messenger RNA, 759 nt
Organism: Acanthosepion pharaonis
Lineage: Eukaryota; Metazoa; Mollusca; Cephalopoda; Sepiida; Sepiidae
Source: the annotation of a GenBank genome assembly